Lepus europaeus (European hare) is the source of this 1776-nucleotide messenger RNA. It is a transcript of the gene COQ5, whose product is annotated as coenzyme Q5, methyltransferase. Gene Ontology annotation, molecular function: methyltransferase activity. Lineage: Eukaryota; Metazoa; Chordata; Mammalia; Lagomorpha; Leporidae. The transcript is spliced from 7 exons. Gene Ontology annotation, biological process: ubiquinone biosynthetic process. The record is from RefSeq and is a predicted model, not a curated record. The coding region runs from base 12 to 995 and encodes 327 amino acids.
CGCCGGUCAAGAUGGCGGCUCCCAGGAGCUGUUCUCAGUGGAGCCGCUAUGGCAGCGGGUGGGUGCGGGCCAUGCGGGGCUGCUGGGUUCCCAGGCUCCGUAGCUCCUGGCCCGCGGGCCCUCUGGGUGCGCGGCUGUUGUCUCAAGAGAAGCGGGCAGCGGAAACGCACUUCGGGUUCGAGACUGUGGCGGAGGACGAGAAAGGGGGCAAAGUCUAUCAAGUAUUUGAAAGUGUGGCCAAGAAGUACGAUGUGAUGAAUGACAUGAUGAGCCUCGGCAUCCAUCGUGUUUGGAAGGAUUUGCUGCUCUGGAAGAUGCGCCCACUUCCUGGGACCCAGCUGCUGGAUGUUGCCGGAGGCACAGGUGACAUUGCAUUCCGGUUCCUUAAUUAUGUUCAGGCACAGCAUCAAGGAAAGCAGAAGAGGCAGUUAAGAGCCCAGCAAAAUUUAUCCUGGGAAGAAAUUGCCAACAAGUACCGGAAUGAAGAGGAUUCCCUGGGCGGUUCCCGUGUCGUGAUCUGUGACAUCAACAAGGAGAUGCUCAAGGUUGGCAAGCAGAAGGCCACGGCUCAGGGCCACAAAGCUGGACUUGCUUGGGUUGUAGGAGAUGCUGAAGAACUGCCCUUUGAUGACGACAAGUUUGACGUUUACACCAUUGCCUUUGGGAUUCGGAACGUGACCCACAUUGAUCGGGCACUCCAGGAAGCCCAUCGGGUCCUAAAACCAGGAGGACGGUUUCUCUGUCUGGAAUUUAGCCAAGUGAACAAUCCCCUCCUAUCCAGGAUUUAUGAUCUGUAUAGCUUCCAAGUCAUUCCUGUCCUGGGAGAGGUUAUUGCAGGAGACUGGAAGUCCUAUCAAUACCUUGUUGAGAGUAUCCGGCGUUUCCCGUCUCAGGAAGAGUUCAAGGAGAUGAUAGAAGAUGCGGGUUUUCAGAAGGUGACUUACGAAAGCCUAACAUCAGGCAUUGUGGCCAUUCAUUCUGGCUUCAAGCUUUAGCUCUUUUCUUAUCCUGGAGCAUGAGCCAGUCACAUCCUGUUGAAAGCCUGCAACUGAAGAUGCUGAGGAGGAUCUGCCUGAGGCCGAAGCAGAGCAUCUUUUAAGGAUAUGAGACUCACACUCUGAACCAACCUGCUUCAAAGUGGAAGAAACAAAGUCCGGUCACUGUUUUUGCGGCUUUCAUAAAGAGCUACUUUGGACUUCCUGGGGGAAUUUGGUUCUGAGUUUUUGUUUUUUUCUCAACUCCUGCUAAUUUUUCCGAGCUGUGUAGUAUGUGGUAAGAUGGCACUAAAGCUGUUUUGGAGGUUAUUUGUAUCUUCCCUGACAGUGGUGCCUUCUAGAAUAAUGGAUCAUUGAACAUCAUGAUGUCUUGAACCAAAAAACUUCAGGAUACCUGACUUAACCUUGUAGCCUAGGAUUGAGUCUAGGGCCAGAAGCAAAGACCCAAGUCAGAGGGCUAGCAGGCACUACUAGAAUUGUGCAGAACCAAUCAAUAAGCUUACGAUUUGGGUAGUGUUUGUCGUUUUCUCUUUAUUGGGCUAAAGGAAAUUAUUUUUUUAGUCCAUAGUGUCUGUUAUAAAAAAAUCACUGUAAAUCCUUGUUCAAAGAAUAAAUGUACCAGCAAACUCCUGCUUUCAUCUCAUAUGGCUGCUCUGUUAGAAUACAUUUGGAUGGGUCACUGGAUGUGUGCCAGUCUCUGAUAUUUGUAAUUUAGACUGCAGUGUCAAUACAUUUGAAGAAAGGGUUUUAUAGCAAAAAAAUAAAUAAAUAAGAGCUUGAA